Messenger RNA from Babesia sp. Xinjiang, 1494 nucleotides. It is a transcript of the gene tuf, whose product is annotated as Elongation factor Tu. NCBI's taxonomy places the organism in Eukaryota, Apicomplexa, Aconoidasida, Piroplasmida, Babesiidae. Gene Ontology annotation, molecular function: GTPase activity; translation elongation factor activity; GTP binding. Gene Ontology annotation, biological process: mitochondrial translational elongation. The transcript has a single exon. Bases 1 to 1494 code for a protein of 497 amino acids. Gene Ontology annotation, cellular component: mitochondrion. The record is from RefSeq and is a predicted model, not a curated record.
AUGCUGCUACGAUCUACUAAAGGAUUAUUUGGGGUUCUACCGGCUGCAGCAGAGGCAGGUAUUGCGUCCCCUGUAUGCCGUGCAAGCCUAGCGUACAAUUUGAACUUGAUCGCCGCAGCACCAAAGUAUCGUAAUAUCAAUGUAUCUGCGGGGCGUGGUAGUCUACUAGGCGGCGACUCGCCAUGCAGUAGCCGUAGUAUUGCAGGAGGGAUGUUUUCUAUGCAUCUGCGUAGUUUCAGCACCCUAGGUUCUGUAUGUCGCAUUGCCUUGACAGGGUCCAUGCCCACCCCUUCUAGCAGGAGAUGCUUUGCUGUAGGUACAUUUGUAAGGAACAAAGAACAUCUCAAUAUUGGUACUAUUGGCCAUGUCGACCACGGUAAAACGACACUGACCGCCGCCCUUACGAAGGUCUGUUCUAUGGGAGGCCAUGGAGAGUAUACGCCAUACGAGGCAAUCGACCGUGCACCCGAAGAGAGGAAGCGUGGUAUUACUAUUAACUCUACGCAUGUAGAGUAUGAGACUAAAAAUAGACACUAUGGACAUGUAGAUUGCCCAGGUCAUUCUGAUUAUGUGAAGAACAUGAUAUCAGGUGCUGCUCAGAUGGACGGUGCAAUUUUGGUGGUUUCAUGUGUUGAUGGCCCUAUGCCUCAAACUAAGGAGCACGUAUUAUUAGCUAAACAGAUUGGCGUGCCACGUUUAGUUGUAUUUUUGAAUAAGUUAGACAUGAUGGAGGACCCUGAGCUAUUGGAGCUUGUGGAACUUGAGAUCCGAGAAUUGCUUAGCGAGUUCGGUUACGAUGGAGACGCGACACCUAUUAUUAGGGGCAGUGCUAUGAAGGCUUUGAACAGUACUGCAGAAGCUGAUAUUAAACCUAUCCAGGAUCUGCUUGAUGCGUGUGAUACGUUUUUACUUACACCGGAGCGCAAGGGCGAUUUACCACUUUUGGUUGCUAUCGAUGAUGUGCUUGCUAUUCCUGGCAAGGGUACCGUUGUGACUGGUCGUGUUGAGCAGGGUAAAAUAAAGUGCGGUGAUGCUAUUGAGGUUUGCGGUGGUCCCAAGUCUGGGAAGAAAACUGUAUGUGUUGGUCUUGAGAUGUUUAGGAAGAGCCUUAGUGAAGGUAUUGCUGGAGACCAGAUCGGUGUAUUAUUGAAGGGUGUUAAGCGUGACGAGGUUGAGCGUGGUUUUGUCCUUAUUCAACCUGGUACAUACAAAUGUCAUUCAGAGUUUGAUGCUGACUUGUACGUGCUUACAACCGAGGAAGGGGGUCGUAAGCACCCUUUUGUAUCCAAUUACCGACCACAGGCGUUCAUCCGUACCGGUGACAUUUGUUGUUCUGUGCAUUUGAAAGACGAUGUAGAGAUGGCGGCGCCCGGUGAUAACGUGAAGUGUGGCAUAAAGCUUUUAUAUCCUAUGCCUGUACAUGAGGGGCUUCGAUUUGCUCUUCGGGAGGGUGGUAAGACAGUGGCGUCUGGGCUUAUUACCAAGGUGUAUUAA